AUGAAGAAAAUUAGUCUUAAAACCUUCCAGAAAUCUUUUAACUUGAAUAAAAGUAAAGAAGAAACUGAUUUCAUGGUAGUACAAAAACCACCACUAGCCAGUGACUUUGGAAAAGAUGAUUCCUUAUUUGGUACCUGCUACGGCAAAGACAGGGCCAGCUGUGAUAUCAACAGUGAAGAUGAAAAAGGUGGCAAAACCAGAUCCAAAAGUGAAAGCCUGAUGGGUACGUUAAAAAGGAGGCUUUCUGCGAAACAGAAGCCGAAAGGUAAGGCCGGCACGCCCUCGGGGAACUCUGCCAAUGAGGAUACCCUCUCCUCCUCCUCAGCACCCAUAGUCUUUAAAGAUGUGAGAGCUCAGAAGCCGAUACGGUCCACUUCCCUCCGCAGUCAUCACUAUAGUCCCACACCUUGGCCUCUUCGACCUACAAACUCUGAGGAGACGUGCAUCAAAAUGGAGGUGAGAGUCAAAGCCUUGGUUCACUCUUCUAGUCCGAGUCCUGCACUGAAUGGUGUUGGGAAAGAUUUUCACGACCAUCAGUCUGAGACUGCGUGCCAGGAGCAGGCUAAUUCACUGAAGAGUUCAGCUUCUCAGAAUGGAGACUUGCAUCUCCACCUGGAUGAACAUGUGCCUGUAGUUAUUGGUCUUAUGCCUCAGGACUACAUUCAGUAUACCGUGCCUUCAGAUGAGGGGAUGUAUCCUCUGGAAGGAUCGCGUAGCUAUUGUCUGGACAGUUCUUCUCCCAUGGAAGUCUCUGCAGUUCCUCCUCAGGUGGGAGGGCGCUCUUUCCCUGAAGAUGAGAAUCAGGUAGACCAGGACCUAGUCGUGGUCCCAGAGAUCUUUUUGGAACAGCCCGUGAAUGGCUUGUUGAUUGCCACCACGGGAGUCAUGUUGCAGAGCCCCAGAGCGGGUCACGAUGAUGUUCCUCCACUCUCCCCAUUGCUACCUCCAAUGCAGAAUAAUCAAAUCCAAAGGAACUUUGGUGGACUCACUGGCACAGAUGUCCACGUGGCUGAAAGUAUGCACUGUCAUUUGAAUUUUGAUCCUAACUCUGCUCCUGAGGUUGCAAGAGUUUAUGACUCAGUGCAAAGUAGUGGUCCCAUGGUUGUGACAAGCUUUACAGAGGAGCUGAAAAAACUUGCAAAACAAGGAUGGUACUGGGGACCAAUCACACGCUGGGAGGCUGAGGGGAAGCUAGCAAAAGUGCCAGAUGGUUCUUUUCUUGUUUGGGACAGUUCUGACGACCGUUAUCUUUUAAGCUUGAGCUUUCGCUCCCAUGGUAAAACACUUCACACUAGAAUCGAGCACUCAAACGGUAGGUUUAGCUUUUAUGAACAACCAGAUGUGGAAGGACAUACAUCCAUAGUCGACCUAAUUGAACAUUCAGUCAGGGACUCUGAAAAUGGAACUUUUUGUUAUUCAAGGUCUCGGCUGCCUGGAUCUGCAACUUACCCUGUCAGACGGACCAACCCAGUGUCCUGGUUCAUGCAGGUGCGUUCUUUGCAGUACCUGUGUCGUUUUGUACGUCAGUGUACCAGAACAGACUUAAUUCAGAAACUGCCUUUGCCAAACAAAAUGAAGGAUUAUUUACAGGAGAAGCACUACUGAAAGAUUGGGAACCCUGCAUCUUGCACUUUGGGAAUAAGAAAAAGAGAUU
Molecule: messenger RNA, 1654 nt
Organism: Propithecus coquereli (Coquerel's sifaka)
Lineage: Eukaryota; Metazoa; Chordata; Mammalia; Primates; Indriidae
Product: suppressor of cytokine signaling 6-like
Exons: 1
Coding region: 1-1605 (534 amino acids)
Biological process (GO): intracellular signal transduction; phosphatidylinositol phosphate biosynthetic process
Cellular component (GO): phosphatidylinositol 3-kinase complex
Molecular function (GO): 1-phosphatidylinositol-3-kinase regulator activity
Source: RefSeq, a predicted model, not a curated record